Molecule: messenger RNA, 558 nt
Organism: Impatiens glandulifera
Lineage: Eukaryota; Viridiplantae; Streptophyta; Magnoliopsida; Ericales; Balsaminaceae
Exons: 1
Coding region: 1-558 (185 amino acids)
Source: RefSeq, a predicted model, not a curated record
AUGGCCAACUCCGGUAGCAACUCUCCUUCCCGUAACCCCGAGUCCCCUCCUCGUUCCGGGUCCGACGAGAACGUGACUCCGGCGAUGGCGGUGAGCAAUAAUAAUCCUACUCCGUCAAGGGAAGGAGGAGGAGGAGGAGCAGUUGGAUCUUAUACUCUGCAAAGAAAUGUUCCUGGUAUGGAGACGAACCUAAGAAAGAGGGCUAGGGAAGGGGGAGACCCGGGAGCGGGUCCGUCAACCCUGCCACCGCAACUGAGGCCGGCUCCUCCAGUACUCUCUGUCGACGUCGCCCCGGAAGUCCCGGUGUUGGCGACAGAAGACGGGGAAGCGGUGGAGUUAGUUUGCGCGGUAUGCGUAAUAAGAUUUGAGAGUGAUAAGAGUCUGGCUAGGCAUAUGAGGAUGCAUCCGGAGAGGCCGUGGCGGGCAAUGUUCCCACCACCGAGGGAUGAAUUUGCUGAUGUUAGAGAACUGUUGAACGAUCCCGAAGAAGAAGAAGAAGAAGAAGAAGAGGAGGCCGAGAGGAAGCCGAAUCUCCCCGAUUUGAACAAGAGUCCAUAA